This is a messenger RNA of Linum tenue, 2062 nucleotides long. Lineage: Eukaryota; Viridiplantae; Streptophyta; Magnoliopsida; Malpighiales; Linaceae. The record is from the annotation of a GenBank genome assembly.
AUUUCUUUGGGGGAAAAAACAAGGAAAUUUGGCGGAAGAAGCUAAUACGUAAGUCAGAAACGGGAAUGAAAUUGCUGUGGGUUGGUUUCACGGGAAAAGGAGAAAGUGGGAUUGGCAAACGGUUUGUCCUACUCCUUUCCCUUCCCUUUAUCAAAACGCAAAGAAUUAUUGAUUUCCUCCAUUUGUAAAUUGGGAUAGAUCAUAGAUGUUUUGUGUUUGUACGGCAAAGAAGCUUGUGGAUUCCAGAAAGCACGAAGGAGUGGAGGAGUGCAGACAAACACUAGACUAGGCCACAGGAAGAAGACUUCCUCGCCCCCACUUGCUUUUUGUACUGUGUCUUGUCGGUCUUUAGCUACCUGCGUUUGCUGGGUCGUCUCCUCUUUCGCCAUUUGAGGUCCAAAGGACGAGCUUGGCUCUCUCCUACUUUCUUUCUUUUUCUCCUUCAAGAAGGGUUCUGCUUUCUCUCUGAAUUCCGCGGUAAAGUUGAAUCAUUUUUUAGGGAGAUUCGUGGGUUUCCUUUUUUAAGCUCUCUCUUGAUUGUGUAGUUGAAUUCUGGUUUCUGAUAGGAGGUUUCUUCAGCGUUUUUUUUGUCGUUUAUGUUGGAAGGAGAAAGGGAAAUCUUGCUCUUCUGAUUCAGGAGUUGAAUUACUGACUGUGAAUUUAGUAUAGGAAACAAGUUGAAUUGUGAUCGAGGGUUUAGGAUUUAAGCUCUUCCUUUUGCAUAUUUUCGAGUACCCGAUCAUUGUUUGUUGUUAUCAGUUGUUCGUAUCAUUGAUCUGAUGACUGUUGAGCUCGAAUAGGAGUAACUUAUUGCAUGAUAUUUGGAUGAGUGGUUCUGGAAGCAGCAUCCAACAUGUGGGUUUCCUCCCAGUGAUUCUUUGGCCAAACUGGGAUCUUGCUCUAGUUUAUAUUCUUUACCCAGAUGGGACAUUUUUGCUUCUCAGGUUAGGUUUUUUGAUUAUAACGUGUUGAUGCCAAAUGGAACUUUGUUGUUUGUAGGCUGAGGUGCUAGACCUACCAUCGGCAAGAAAAUUGGUAACUGUGCUCUUCUUGCCCACGAAGAGAUGGGAUCCGAAGGACCAAAGGCUGUAGUGAUUCAUGUAACUGGAUUUAAGAAAUUUCAAGGGGUUGCCCUGAAUCCCACGGAGACUAUAGUGAAUAAGCUCAAGGAUUAUGUGGCAAAGCGAGGGUUGCCCGCUGGCGUUACCCUAGGGAGCUGCACGGUUCUUGAAACUGCUGGAGAUGGAGCUCGUGACAUGCUCUACCAGACCCUAGAAUCGAGCACUGCAACUAAUACUAUGAAUGCUGAAAAGAAUGAGCCAGUUGUUGUUUGGGUCUGUACUUGGGAGUGAACAUCUUACUUAAUUGCUCUUCAUCGUUGCUUUCUCUCUACAGCUUUGCGGAAAAUAAUGCUCAACAUCUUUCUUAAUGUUCACUUAUUCAGCUUCACUUGGGAGUGAACAGUGGUGCAAUGAAAUUCGCCAUUGAGCGACAGGCAGUGAACGAAGCCACAUUUCGAUGUCCAGAUGAGAUGGGAUGGCAACCUCAGAACUGCCCCAUCAUCCUGGAAGAUGGAGGAACUACCUCUGCAAGAGAGACUUGUUGCUCCAUUGAUGAAAUCCUGAAGUUGUUGAAGAAGAAGGGCUUCGACGUGACGAUAUCGGACGAUGCUGGCCGAUUUGUGUGCAACUACGUGUACUACCACUCCCUGCGGUAUGCCCAGCAGAAGGGCCACAGAUCCCUUUUUGUUCAUGUCCCACUUUUCUCGAGAAUUGAUGAGGAAACCCAGAUGCAAUUCGUGGCCUCUGUUGUCGAGGCUAUUGGAUCAACAUGUUAAUAAUAUGCCUAUCCCAUUGGAAAAGCUCGCUCUAAUCGUUUCCCGAAGCUUGUAUGGGUUGUUGUUGUACUAUGUCAUAUUGAGGUGCCAAGCAAAAUCGGCUUUGUUGCCUCACCAUCGUAAUAAUAAAAAGCAAAAGAUAGCUAGUUUCCAUUGUUAAAGCUCCCCUCUUUCUUGUGAUUUCUCGUCUGAAUCCAGAACCUCUCUCUCUCUCUCUCUCUCUCU